This is a messenger RNA of Crotalus tigris (Tiger rattlesnake), 5760 nucleotides long. It is a transcript of the gene GRIN2B, whose product is annotated as glutamate ionotropic receptor NMDA type subunit 2B. Bases 199 to 4701 code for a protein of 1500 amino acids. The transcript has 13 exons. Gene Ontology annotation, molecular function: transmitter-gated monoatomic ion channel activity involved in regulation of postsynaptic membrane potential; NMDA glutamate receptor activity. Gene Ontology annotation, biological process: synaptic transmission, glutamatergic; monoatomic ion transport; long-term synaptic potentiation. Gene Ontology annotation, cellular component: postsynaptic density membrane; postsynaptic membrane; plasma membrane. NCBI's taxonomy places the organism in Eukaryota, Metazoa, Chordata, Lepidosauria, Squamata, Viperidae. The record is from RefSeq and is a predicted model, not a curated record.
GUCGAGGCGUCUUGCAAGAAAACGGUUUCUAUGUGCAUCUGGCAUCGCCCCUUCCCCAUUUGCUCCCCAAUCCUCAUUCUUCUUUAUGUGGAUAUGCAAGCAAGAAGAGGAGACUGGAUAUUCCCAACAUGCUCACUCCCCUAAUCUGUCCGCCUAGAGGUUCUGCUUCUACAAAUCAAGGGAGUGUAAGAGCUGAAGAUGAGGCCCAGAGCAGAGUGCUAUUCUUCAAAAUUCUGGCUUAUGCUGGCAGUCUUAGCAACAACAGGUGGUAUGGCUUGGGCUCAAAAGAACCAUCCCAGCAUUGGCAUUGCUGUCAUCUUGGUGGGUACCUCUGAUGAAGUAGCUAUCACAGAUGCCCACAAGAAGGAUGAUUUCCAUCACCUCUCUCUCAUUCCUCGGGUGGAACUCGUUGCCAUGAAUGAAACAGAUCCCAAGAGUAUCAUCACCCGCAUCUGCGAUAUAAUGUCUGAACGGAGGGUGCAAGGUGUGGUAUUUGCUGAUGAUACUGACCAGGAAGCUAUUGCCCAGAUCCUGGACUUCAUUUCUGCCCAGACCCUCACACCCAUUCUAGGAAUCCACGGAGGCUCUUCUAUGAUCAUGGCAGACAAGGAUGAAUCAUCCAUGUUCUUCCAGUUUGGUCCAUCGAUAGAACAACAAGCUUCUGUUAUGCUGAACAUCAUGGAAGAAUAUGACUGGUACAUUUUCUCCAUUGUCACUACCUACUUUCCUGGCUACCAAGAUUUUGUCAACAAGGUCCGUAGCACUAUUGAGAACAGCUUUGUUGGCUGGGAGCUGGAAGAGGUACUCUUGCUGGAUAUGUCUCUGGAUGAUGGAGAUUCAAAGAUCCAGAAUCAACUCAAGAAACUCCAGAGUCCUGUCAUCUUACUGUACUGUACUAAGGAAGAGGCCACUUAUAUCUUUGAGGUGGCUAACUCUGUAGGACUGACUGGGUAUGAUUACACAUGGAUUGUGCCCAGUUUGGUGGCUGGAGAUACAGACACAGUUCCAUCUGAAUUUCCCACUGGACUCAUCUCUGUGUCAUACGAUGAGUGGGACUAUGGUCUUCGUGACAGAGUGAAAGAUGGAAUAGCCAUAAUAACCACGGCCGCCUCUGAUAUGCUAUCUGAGCAUAGCUUUAUUCCUGAGCCCAAGAGUAGCUGCUACAAUACACAAGACAAGAGGAUCUACCAAUCUAACAUGUUAAAUAGAUACCUGAUUAAUGUCACCUUUGAAGGAAGGAAUUUAUCGUUCAGUGAAGAUGGCUAUCAGAUGCAUCCUAAACUGGUUAUCAUACUUCUGACCAAGUCAAGAACAUGGGAUAGAGUGGGAUGGUGGAAGGACAAGCGCCUCAAAAUGAAGUAUUACGUGUGGCCACGUUCUGAGCUAUAUCCUAACUGUGAGGAACGUGAGGAUGACCAUCUUAGCAUAGUGACCCUUGAAGAAGCACCUUUUGUUAUUGUGGAAAAUGUGGACCCACUAAGUGGCACCUGUAUGAGGAACACAGUUCCAUGUCAAAAACGAAUUGUAUCGGAAAACAAAACAGAUGAAGAGACUGCCUAUAUCAAGAAAUGUUGCAAAGGAUUUUGUAUUGAUAUUCUUAAAAAAAUUUCUAAGUUUGUGAAGUUCACCUAUGAUCUUUAUUUGGUAACCAAUGGUAAACAUGGAAAGAAGGUCAAUGGAACAUGGAAUGGAAUGAUUGGUGAGGUGGUUGCCAAACGUGCCUAUAUGGCUGUGGGAUCCCUCACCAUAAAUGCAGAGCGUUCAGAAGUGGUAGAUUUUUCUGUUCCCUUCAUUGAGACAGGAAUCAGUGUAAUGGUGUCACGAAGCAAUGGAACAGUCUCACCUUCUGCCUUUUUAGAGCCAUUCAGUGCUGAUGUGUGGGUGAUGAUGUUUGUAAUGCUGCUUAUAAUCUCUGCGGUGGCUGUCUUUGUCUUUGAGUACUUCAGCCCUGUGGGAUACAAUCGGUGUCUGGCAGAUGGCAGAGAGCCUGGUGGUCCAUCUUUCACUAUUGGUAAAGCUAUCUGGCUACUGUGGGGCCUUGUAUUCAACAACUCUGUGCCAGUGCAGAAUCCGAAGGGGACUACCAGCAAGAUCAUGGUAUCAGUAUGGGCCUUCUUUGCUGUCAUCUUUCUGGCCAGUUACACUGCCAAUUUGGCUGCCUUUAUGAUCCAAGAAGAAUAUGUUGACCAGGUGUCUGGACUGAGUGACAGAAAGUUCCAAAAUCCAAAUGCUUUCUCACCACCUUUCCGCUUUGGAACAGUUCCCAAUGGCAGCACAGAGAGGAAUAUUCGCAACAAUUAUGAACUGAUGCAUGCCUAUAUGGUAAAGUUUAACCAAAAAUCGGUGCAAGAUGCUUUAUCGUCACUGAAGACAGGGAAACUGGAUGCUUUUAUUUAUGAUGCUGCUGUGCUAAACUAUAUGGCUGGCAGAGAUGAAGGCUGCAAGCUAGUGACAAUUGGCAGUGGAAAGGUCUUUGCUUCUACUGGCUACGGCAUUGCCAUCCAGAAGAAUUCUGGCUGGAAGCGGCAAGUGGAUCUUGCAAUUUUACAGCUUUUUGGCGAUGGGGAGAUGGAGGAACUAGAAGCUCUCUGGCUCACUGGGAUUUGUCACAAUGAGAAGAAUGAGGUGAUGAGUAGUCAGCUGGAUAUUGACAACAUGGCAGGAGUCUUCUAUAUGUUGGGAGCAGCCAUGGCCCUCAGCCUCAUCACCUUCAUCUGUGAACAUCUCUUUUAUUGGCAAUUUCGCCAUUGCUUCAUGGGGGUCUGUUCUGGCAAGCCUGGUGUUGUCUUCUCCAUUAGCAGGGGUAUUUACAGCUGCAUCCAUGGAGUGGCUAUUGAAGACCAUCAGUCCUCUAUGAAUUCUCCCACUGCCACCAUGAAUAAUACCCAUUCUAAUAUUUUGCGUCUGCUCCGAACAGCAAAGAACAUGGCUAACCUUUCAGGUGUCAAUGGAUCACCACAAAGUGCCCUGGAUUUCAUCCGCCGAGAAUCAUCAGUUUAUGAUAUCUCUGAACACCGCCGCAGCUUUACCCACUCUGAUUGCAAGUCUUAUAAUAACCCCCCUUGUGAGGAGAAUCUUUUCAGUGAUUAUAUUAGUGAGGUAGAAAGGACUUUCGGCAAUCUACAACUGAAAGAAAGUAAUGUUUAUCAAGACCAUUAUCAUCAUCAUCAUCGCCCCCAUAGCAUUGGUAGUGCCAGUUCUAUUGAUGGACUAUAUGACUGUGAUAAUCCACCUUUCUCUACCCAGUCUCGAUCCCUCAGUAAAAAGCCACUAGACAUUGGUUUACCACCAGCCAAGCAUGGCCAGUUAGGUGACCUUUAUGGCAAGCUGUCAUUCAAGAGUGAUCGAUAUAGUGGAGGAGGGGCACAUGAUGAUUUAAUCCGUUCAGAUGUUUCAGACAUAUCUACUCAUACAGUAACAUAUGGUAACAUUGAAGGUAAUGCUGCAAAGCGGAGAAAACAGCAAUAUAAAGAUAGUUUAAAGAAACGCCCAGCCUCAGCUAAAUCACGAAGAGAGUUUGAUGAGAUUGAACUGGCCUAUCGACGGCGUCCCCGUUCCCCUGAUCACAAGCGCUACUUUAGAGACAAGGAAGGGCUAAGGGAUUUCUAUUUGGACCAAUUCCGGGCUAAGGAAAACUCACCACAUUGGGAACAUGUAGAUCUGACAGAUAUCUAUAAAGAACGGGGAGAUGACUUUAAGCGUGACACUCUAGGGGGAACAGGGACGUGUACAAAUAGGACCCAUCACAAACAUGGGUCAGGGGAAUUUGGAGUAAACAAUGAGCACAAGCACAGUGUUGUGAGUGGGGUACCAGUGCCAUGGGAAAAAAACCUUACCAAUCUUGAUUGGGAGGAACGGCCAGGGUCUAAUUAUUGCCGCAGUUGCCCAUCUAAGCUGCAUAACUACACCCCAGGUGUGGUGGGACAGAACUCCACCCGUCAGCCAUGCAUCCGGUGUGAAGCCUGCAAGAAGGCAGGCAACCUCUAUGAUAUCAGUGAGGACAACUCCCUUCAAGAGCUGGAUCAGCCAUCUGCUCCUGUGCCAGUGGCAACCAGCACCUCCACCACCAAGUACCCUCAGAGCCCUUCCAACUCUGCCUCCAAGGUGCAGAAAAAGAAUCGCAACAAGCUCCGCCGGCAGCACUCCUAUGACACAUUUGUGGAUCUGCAGAAGGAAGAAGCAGCCUUGGCCCCACGCAGUGUGAGCUUAAAGGACAAAGGCCGCUUUUUGGAGGGAAGCCCUUAUGCUCAUAUGUUUGAAAUGCCAGCAAGCGAGUCCACUUUUGCCAACAACAAGUCCUCACUGCCUGCUACCAGCCACCACCACCACAACAAUCCUGGCAUUAGUGGUGGUUAUAUGUUAAGCAAGUCUCUUUACCCCGAUCGGGUCACUCAAAACCCUUUCAUCCCCACUUUUGGGGAUGACCAGUGCUUGCUCCAUGGCAGCAAAUCCUAUUUCUUCAGGCAGCCUGUGGUGGCAGGAGGGCCCAAGGCCAGGCCAGACUUCCGAGCCAUUGUCACCACCAACAAGCCAGUGGUCUCAGCUCUUCAUGGAGCUGUGCCAGCCCGUUUCCAGAAGGACAUCUGUAUAGGGAACCAGUCCAACCCCUGUGUGCCUAACAACAAAAACCCCAGGGCUUUCAAUGGCUCUAGCAAUGGGCAUGUUUAUGAGAAACUUUCUAGUAUUGAAUCUGAUGUCUGAGUGAUGGGGAAAAAAGCAUGGGAGGGGAUGGUGCAGGAAAUGCAAAGCAUGGGAGGGGCAAGUGGUGGGUUUAAUCCUAGCUCCCAUUUGCUACUCUUCUGCUACUGUUUCUUUCCUUUUUUAAAAAAAAAUGUGGAAUAUUGGAGUUCUGCUUAGGCAGAUCUGAUGAGAAGUGCCACUUCUUUCUUUCCCCACACCUGAACUCCUGAUUAUCUCUUUUCAUUUCCCUACUCACAUUUCCAUUCCUGACCAUCACAUGUCAGAGCUUACUAGCUUAGCUUGUGUUUUCACAGUUGAAAAGACAGGGCAUGGAUCAGGUGAGGUCAGCACAUGGGUAGGGGCAAUACCCCAAUACAGAAUUGGGGUUUUCUUAGCAACAAACAGGGAUGGUUAGUAUUGAUAUGAAAAUACCAUGUAAGGUACAGAGCAGAGGAAAGAAUGGUGUUUCAAAGAUUAGUUCUUUUUAUAUCUGUACUUUUAAAAAAAUUGUGAGAUACAACUAAUGUGGAAUUUAUUUAAUGAAAUACAUUCAGUUCUUUUAUAAAGACUUUAGGGGAAGGGUAAAAAUUGAAAUUGCAUAGAUACUUACAUCUUGGAAUACAAUAUAUCUUAUGGAAAAAGGAGGUGUGGAGAUCUGCUUGGAUGUUCAGUUACGGCAGUCCAUCAAGGCGAUUUCUGAAGGAUAGGCUGAAAUUACAGAAGCUAAGACAAGUGAGAACAGGAAACUAUUACCAAGAGUCUUGAGAAAAUUAAAAGAUGGGUUUGUGGGGUGGGGAAUCUGUCUGAUUUUUCUCUACUCAUGAAAACUCAUUGUUAAUUUUGAAACCAUAAACAUUUGGAUGUGGAUUGAUUUGUGCACAGCUCUCUUAAAUAAUGAUUUACAUCAAAUACAGACAACAAAAACAAAACUAAUGUAACAUCACUGAAGUAUUUUUCUUACUCACCCCAGCAGAACAAGCCUCUGCAGUGUGGAUGAAUAAAAAAUCUUAAUGAUUAGAAAAGAAGGCUGGCAGCUCCAUAAACUCCACUAUUCUUUUGAUGAAUUAAAUGUGGAAGGGA